CUCGGCGGCAGCACAGCCUCAUGGGAAUUGUAGUCCUUUCGACCGGUAUCCCUGCGGCCAAGGAGGGGGCGGGACGGAGGUGCGGCCUCCACGAAGAGGAGGAGCCGGGGAUAGCCGUGCGGCUCAGGGACCCUUCUCUUCCAGUCCCCGUACCGCCCAUGUUCUCCUGUUUCCCCUCUGGUCGAAGGAGGCUCGGCAUCGCUCCCGCGGGGCAGCCGGGAGCCUAAACUACGGAUCCCGCCGGGGCAAGGGAGGGGCCGUAGGGCACGGACUGCGCUCGCGAGAGGGCGCGUGCGCGGCUUCCCCGGCAGCUCGGCCCCUCUCUCGGCAGCAGAAUUUGUCAGACAAGAUGGGAAAAGGCUGCAAGGUUGUCGUUUGUGGAGCCAUAUCUGUGGGGAAAACUGCGAUUUUGGAGCAGCUUCUUUAUGGGAAUCAUGUUAUUGGAAAGGAAGGCAGGGAGACAGUGGAAGAUGUGUACGUGGCAUCGGUGGAAACUGACCGAGGGGUGAAGGAGCAGCUCCGCCUUUAUGACACGCGGGGUCUGCAAGAGGGCGUCGAGCUGCCCAAACACUACUUCUCCUUUGCUGAUGGCUUUGUGCUGGUCUACUGUGUGAAUGACAUGGAAUCCUUUCGAAGGGUGGAGACGGUCAAGAGGGACAUAGAUCGGUUCAGAGACAAAAAAGAGGUAGUAAUUGUGGUCUUGGGAAACAAAUCUGAUUUAUCUGAGCAAAGGCAAGUGGAUGCUGACAUGGCGCAGCUGUGGGCAAGGAAUGAGCGAGUGAGACUGUGGGAAGUGACCGUGACUGACCGCAAGACGCUGAUUGAGCCCUUCAUCCUCUUAGCCAGUAAGCUCACCCAGCCCCAGAGCAAAUCAACGUUCCCCCUGCCUGGAAGGAAGAACAAAGGCAGUGCCACAAAUGACAAUUAGGUGGUAUCACAGUAAAAUGGCGUCUGGGCAAACAAUGGCCUCGUUCUGGACUCUGGGGAAGUGUGAACAGAUCUAAAAUCUUAAGCUGUGGCCUAGAGUGUGCGCCUUUCCCCUUGGGAAACAGGGCCAACCAGCUCUCCGAAAGCACUUUAUAUCCUUAAUGUUAUAAUUUAUAAAGCUGGGUGGGAGGGAGGGGAGA
This is a messenger RNA of Dromiciops gliroides (monito del monte), 1127 nucleotides long. RefSeq names its product NFKB inhibitor interacting Ras like 1 (gene NKIRAS1). The record is from RefSeq and is a predicted model, not a curated record. Lineage: Eukaryota; Metazoa; Chordata; Mammalia; Microbiotheria; Microbiotheriidae. The transcript is spliced from 4 exons. Gene Ontology annotation, biological process: canonical NF-kappaB signal transduction. Gene Ontology annotation, molecular function: GTPase activity; GTP binding. Bases 350 to 928 code for a protein of 192 amino acids.